This is a messenger RNA of Ostrinia nubilalis (European corn borer), 1324 nucleotides long. Its product is annotated as aldo-keto reductase family 1 member B1-like. The transcript has 7 exons. Gene Ontology annotation, molecular function: aldose reductase (NADPH) activity. Lineage: Eukaryota; Metazoa; Arthropoda; Insecta; Lepidoptera; Crambidae. Gene Ontology annotation, cellular component: cytosol. Bases 107 to 1063 code for a protein of 318 amino acids. The record is from RefSeq and is a predicted model, not a curated record.
CUUGAAAACAGCCGGCUUUUUCCAUUCCAAUAAUUAUUUACUAAAAACUACGAGAAGAAAUACGUACAAUGAGUAUUUUAGAAAGAAACUUGUUUAAUAAAUCGAUAUGGCGUCUAAAGUUCCUAAAGUGAAAUUCUGCAAUGGGCUGGAAUGUCCAAUUCUUGGUUUGGGGACUUGGAAGUCCAAGCCGGGCGAAGUGACGCAAGCGGUGAAAGACGCGAUCGACAUCGGCUACCGUCACUUCGACUGCGCGUACGUCUAUGGGAAUGAAAAGGAGGUCGGUGCUGCCAUCACUGCGAAGAUCCAGGAGGGAGUCGUCAAAAGGGAGGACCUCUUCAUCACCUCCAAGCUCUGGAACACCUUCCACCGCCCAGACCUGGUGCGAGGAGCGCUGACUGAGACUCUGCAGAACCUCAACCUGACCUAUCUGGAUCUGUACCUCAUCCACUGGCCUCAGGCGUACAAGGAAGAAGACACCCUCUUCCCCGUAGACUCAGAAGGCAAGAUCCAGUUUUCCUCAGUGGACUUCGUGGACACUUGGAAGGCUUUGGAGCCCUUCGUGGGCGAGGGUCUGGUGAAGAGCCUCGGCAUCUCCAACUUCAAUAAGAAACAGAUCACACGGCUGCUGGAAUCGGCCACCAUCAAGCCUGUUGUCAACCAGGUGGAAUGUCACCCGUAUCUCAAUCAGAGCCGUCUGAAGGCCUACUGCGAGUCCCAGGGCAUCGCCUUGACAGCCUACUCGCCGCUCGGGUCGCCGGACCGGCCCUGGGCCAAGCCGGGAGAUCCUCAGCUAUUGGAAGACCCGAAGAUCAAGGCCAUAGCUGAUAGACUUGGGAAGACCGCUGCACAAGUACUGAUCAGGUACCAAAUCGACCGCGGCAACAUUGUCAUCCCGAAAUCGGUGACGAAGUCACGCAUCGCGAGCAAUUUCGACGUUUUCGACUUCAAGCUGUCGCAAGAGGAUGUACAACUGAUCGACAGCUUCGACUGUAAUGGACGGCUCGUGCCGAUGACCGCCUCCAUCGGCCACAAGGACCAUCCGUUCGAGAACGACGAAUUUUAAACACCAUACGAUGCCUUACUAUCGAAUAUUAUACGAAUAAGUAUACUAUAGUCUGGUCUGCGAGCACGUAGAAUUUUGUCCAAUGACCCCAAGCUACCCAUCCUUAUCGCUCGCGCGUAAUAAUUAUGUUGCUGUCGCGCUCGGACACUCACUGCGGGGUCAUUGGACAAAAUUCUACGUGCUCACAGACCGGGCUUUACACAGUACUAUAGAGUAUAGAGUACACAUAUUAUUGAAUAAUAAAUAAACACUUAUGUUUUA